AAGCACCAUGCAAUCGACUCAAUGCAUCGUACGUGCUGCUACCAACACCUCAUGAGCAAGAAACCUGCUCGGACGUAGCUUGGAUGCGAUGAUUCGAGUGGUCGCAACCAAAAUCUCCCGAGUCUGCGAAAAUGUCUACCAACGCAACGAUCUGGGACAAUGAUUACGGGCAUGUCAGCCAAGUCAACUGCGUAUACCCAAUCUCUGGAACAUAUGGCCUGCUCCCACGAAUCUUGUACUAUGUCACCCUGGUCUUUGCCAUCUUCGGACGCAGCAAGGAGUGGCUCAUCAUCGGUGCGCUGGUCAGCGCUUUGACCUACGCCGGCACCGCGGCAAUUCACAUGAUGGCUCUCGUCAGGAACCGUAGAGGUGUCUUCGAUUUAGACAUCGUGGCAGCCUGGGCCGUUCUGAGCACCGGCGCAUUGGCAUACAUUGGCAUCAUCCACUGGAGCUCGACGCUGCGCAACUCGCGGGCAAGGGUUGUCAUGAUCACUUGGGGGUUUUUGAUCGGUACGGCCUUGAUAUUUGGACGAUCGUUACUGUUCACCACGCCGCUGGAGACGCCUGAACCGGCGUGCUAUUCUUCCCGGGGGAAGCUGCUCGAACAACCGAUCGAGUUGAUGAGUCCCGAGUUCAAUUGCACGUAUAAGUGUUUCUCGGUGUCGAGACCGAUGCGACACCGCUAUGAGAUCCAGGUGAUCCCACAUCACUAUUUGGCUAAUCAAUACACCAAGCUGGCUUUCGUGCUGGUUGGACCGAUCCAAUUCGCGGCCUACGCUGCUGUAAGCAUUGAUAGCUUCAAACAUACGCCGUCGGUCAUGUGUCUGCGGUAUAUUAUGAGUCGGUUGAUCCAACCCAGACAUCCGGAUAAGUUGACGAAUGUGGUGUACAAGGCGUCGAUGGAAACGUGGUAUGGGGGCUACUUUGCGCUUCUCGGAUAUAUGCGCCGGGUCAGGUGGUCGUGGGUGAAGCUGUGGUGGGCUUCGUUUCUGAUUCCGUGGUUGACCAUCAGCUUCGUAAUUGACGUUACCUGUCUUCCGCUCAUGAUUACGAAUAUCGUGCUGAACGAAGUCACGCUGUUGGCGGGGAACCUGCCUACCAACGAGUCGAGUAUGGCCAUUGGGCAGUGGGGUCCUAUUGUGGCUGCUACUUUGGUUGUUCUUGCUGCUUGUAUCAACAAGGGAUUGGAGCUGCGGGAGAGACGGCAGAAGGUCAAGGAGCUGGAGAGUCACGGUGCCGCUGAAGACGUCGUAUCUGUGGCAGAUGACGCGGACGAGGGCGGUCAGACGACCGGGAUCGAGAAGCCAAAGCUCGCCCACGUUCAGACCUUGCAAGAUAUGGAGGACUCGAUGAACCGGCCGAAGUGAUGGACAUCAGGUGGUCUGUCGUCUUUGUGGUGUGUCGUGAGGGCCACUUCGCGGUCGGAGUUGGUGCUCAACGAGAUUGGCGUUUUGGUCGGACAGUCUGAGAGAUCACUU
Molecule: messenger RNA, 1478 nt
Organism: Exophiala viscosa
Lineage: Eukaryota; Fungi; Ascomycota; Eurotiomycetes; Chaetothyriales; Herpotrichiellaceae
Exons: 1
Coding region: 132-1367 (411 amino acids)
Source: RefSeq, a predicted model, not a curated record